CCACAUCUAUUGAUUCCCUGCGUAUCAAAUUGCGCAUGUGACAGCAAUUUUGAAAAAAAGGUAGGUACGCAUUGUGACAUAACAGGAGACGACUUCGGGCAACACCCACAUUCUUUGUCUCACUUUCAGUCAUUUCUUGGUUGAUUUCUAUUUACCGUUGGCAGAAGAAUCGUGUUAUUUUCAAAUUUUAACUGAACAUGUCGAUUGAACAUGACGUUAAACGAGAUGUGAAGCGCGUUGCAACUGACAUCAAGCACACCAUUCGCCCUCCAUGGUACAGACGAGCUUGGAACCGCGUCCGAAGAAUUUUCAAGAGAUAAUUUUCAUUUCUAUGAUUGUCCGUUUUUGUUCGUUAUGCAUAAUGUUUUGACUCCUUUCAUUACAGUUUGACACAUUUGUAAACGUUUAUAAUCUUCAAUAAACAACAUAAGAUUUUU
Molecule: messenger RNA, 437 nt
Organism: Caenorhabditis elegans
Lineage: Eukaryota; Metazoa; Nematoda; Chromadorea; Rhabditida; Rhabditidae
Gene: C35C5.9
Product: Group-specific protein
Exons: 3
Coding region: 198-320 (40 amino acids)
Source: RefSeq, marked reviewed